Messenger RNA from Agrilus planipennis (emerald ash borer), 810 nucleotides. RefSeq names its product endocuticle structural glycoprotein SgAbd-2-like. The transcript is spliced from 3 exons. The record is from RefSeq and is a predicted model, not a curated record. Gene Ontology annotation, cellular component: chitin-based extracellular matrix. NCBI's taxonomy places the organism in Eukaryota, Metazoa, Arthropoda, Insecta, Coleoptera, Buprestidae. Bases 89 to 499 code for a protein of 136 amino acids. Gene Ontology annotation, molecular function: structural constituent of chitin-based larval cuticle.
UCUACACAUAUAUAAAUACCUUUUUGGGACAUCACAACUACAGUAAUCAGUUUUUAGUUAUCAAAGUUUAAAAUUUUCCCCGCUCACAAUGAUGUUUAUGUUUAUUGCAUUCAGCAUCACAAUGCUUGGUUCAGUUAUGACAGCGCCACAAGGCGAAUUGGAACCAAUACCGAUUUUGCGACAAGAGCAAGAGGUCAAUUUUGAUGGCACUUAUAAAUAUAGUUAUGAAACGGGGAAUGGCAUAAGUGCUGAAGAGCAAGGAUUUUUAAAAAAUGCUGGCCAAGAAGAGCAAGAGGCGCAGGUGGCACAAGGUCAAUAUAAGUAUACCGCUCCUGAUGGACAAGAAAUUUUAGUGACGUACAUUGCCGAUGAAAACGGUUUUCAACCACAAGGUGCCCAUCUUCCCACACCUCCUCCCAUACCUGAGGCCAUUCAAAGGUCGUUAGAAUACAAUGCUGCCAAUCCGCAACAGGAAGAUGCAAAAGAGCAACAACAAUAAAUAAACAAUAAAAAAAAAUAAAUCGUCAUAUUAUUGUGCAUAUCAAAAGUCUCAACCGUUUGUUUGUUUAAAAUUUAAUUGGCUCGUCGUUCUUUUUCUCAAUUCUAGUCACAAAAAAUACUACACAACAGGGGUUUUUCAAAUGAAUAUUGAAACAAGGCAAUUUAUUUAUUUUACAUAACAUAAUAAGUAAUUUUUGUAUACGCAUCGUUUUCACGUUAGUUCUUAUUUUACUUUUGUGAUUUGCGUCCUUAAAUAAUGUGCAUGUAAUGAUAUUGUAUCAUCUUAUUUAUUUAAUUACCAUAAUAGAU